AUGAAGUUGUUUGCGGAUGUUCUUGUAGUUUUAGAUUUUGUGAAAGAGGAGGGAGGGUCAUUGGCAAACCAUCAACAAUCAUCUGGAAUCUUAGCAUAUUUUAAAUCAUAUGAGUUCGUGUUUUACUUACAUAUGAUGUAUGACAUUUUACACCUCACGGGUACAUUGUCAAAGCAACUUCAAAGAAAAGAUCUAGACAUUUUGGAAGCGGCUUCGAUGGUUAGAGGGACAAUGGAGGCAUUGCAGUCUUUUAGAAACAUAGGGUUUACUAGCAUUUUGCCAAAAGUAUUCUCUUUUUGUCAAACACACGAAAUUGAAACUUUAGAUAUGGAAGAGUUGUAUAUUGGUGAGAGAAAUCGUAGGACUACAAAGACUAAUAGGUUUCAUUUUGAGGUUGAAAUCUUCAACACGGUGGUAGAUAUGCAACUUACAGAAUAUCGGGAUUGGUUUAGUGAAACAAGAACCCAAUUACUAGAAUACAUGGGUGCUUUGAGCCCUUGUGAUUCAUUUGCACAAUUUGACAAAUCAAAGUUAUUGAAGUUGGGUAAGUUAUACAAGUAUGACUUUGAUGAUUCAGAUAUGAUAGACCUUGAAGGGCAACUUGAGAUAUUUUAUCACUCUUGCAUCAAAGAUGAGCGUUUCACUAGUUUGAAAGGAAUUUCCGACCUUUCUCGUUUGAUGGUUAGUACAGGGAAGAAUCGGUCUUAUCCUUUGGUUUAUAAGCUUUUAAAGUUGGCUUUGAUAUUACCCGUAGCGACCGCAAGUGUAGAAAGAUGUUUUUCAAAGUUGAAGCUCUUGAAGACAGACUUGCGUAACAAAAUUGGCGAUGAAUUUUUGAACGACGCAUUGCUUUGUAAUGUCGAGACGAAAGCACUUACGAAAGUUGAGGAUGAAAAAAUGAAUGGAAUGGAAAUGAUAAAUGCAAGUUUGGAAUUGAAUGACUUUGAUAAAGUAAAGGGAAGGCUAAUUCUAGCCUCACCACGGUGUAGUGAGAUGCUUGUUGCAACAUGGUGGCGAGAUGGUGAUUUAGGUGGAUCCUCCAUCGUAAGUCGUGGGCAACGUACUUUUCUCCACGAUGCGGUAUAUGGUUACCACAACAUGGUGAUCAAAGUAGGUUGCCAUGGAUAUUGGUCACCAUGCCAUGGCACAAGGGAGACCAUAAAUUUAUUUCAUCCACCGCGGUUUAUUAAGGUCUUCACCAUGAUGUAG
This is a messenger RNA of Lactuca sativa (garden lettuce), 1209 nucleotides long. RefSeq lists its product as uncharacterized. Gene Ontology annotation, molecular function: protein dimerization activity. NCBI's taxonomy places the organism in Eukaryota, Viridiplantae, Streptophyta, Magnoliopsida, Asterales, Asteraceae. The record is from RefSeq and is a predicted model, not a curated record.